CCAUUGAUGAUUCUUUGUUUGCGUAUGUAUGCGUCUCCAUAUUCUGUUCUCAGAGAAACCCAUACGCACGCGCGCGCACACACACACUCUCCCUCUCUCUCUAGAAAACGAAAAAGUGAAAAGCCACGAAGCAUCGGGAGGAGAGAGAAAGGCACAAAAGAGAAGUUUAGAGAGAGAGAGAGAGAGAGAGAGAGAGAUUGUGACUUUGAUGAUUGUUGAACAUGGAGCUGCUGCAGAGAAGCUUUUCUUCAAUACAAAGCUCUCUCUUGCUCUUUGAACAUAGUGGGCCCAACAAUUCCAAACCCAACUGUCACGUCUUCUCCUUCUUCUUCUUCUUCAUUUCCUUGUUGCUGUUAUCAGAUACUCUUUGUAAAGCCAUCAACUUUCACUUUCACAAUUGUCACCACCACUACCUCUUUUCUUUGUUUUUUUUUUUUUUCUUUUUUCUUUCAGUCUUUAGUGCCUUCUCAUUUUAGAAUUUCUGCUUAAAAAUAAUGGGUCGGUGCUAGAUAAGCAUUUUAGUCUUCUCUCCCUCUCUUUUUAGUUGUCAAAAGUUAGAUACCCACUUACCAAAACUAAAAAGAAAAACGAAGGAAUAAGAAUAAAAAUAAAAAUAAAAUAAAAGUCCUAUUUUUACCUUCUUAUGUUGAAAAAUUGAUCUGUUUAUUCAUUUUCCCCAUCUGCUAGCUUUUAUUUUUCAUAUUUUUGGAGGGGUUUUUAUCUAUCAAUUCCAGCCAAGUUCGGGGUCUGUUUCGUAACUAUCUACUUUUUGCUGGCAGCUUCUUUAUUUUUAUUUUUUAAUGAAUGCUGGUUUAUGUGCGUUGAAGAAGAUGUUGGUUGAUCGCUGCUGAUUGCUAAUUGAAGAAAAUUGGGAGUUUCAGUUUGGGAAAAAAAGAAGUUCUCUUUAUUCAGUUUGAUAAUGUCAGAGGGCCAAAAGAUUGUCUUUUUUUCUGGAGUUGUCAAGGAUUACCAGCUUUGAAGAUUGGUUAUAUGGUAUAAUAUAAGUGAAGGCAAAAUUUUGUUACCAAGUUUCUGAUUGUUGUAUAAUUUAGAUGAUCUCUGAAAUCUUUUAAAGGGUUGAUUCUUCAGCUUUCAUCCACCUCAACCGUUCUUUCUUUAAGGAAGAUCAAUUGGACUAUCUAAAGUUUAGUGAGGAACUUCAGCCGCUGGUUAAGGCUUGUGGUUAAAAAAGAAAGAUGGGAGAUUUUCUAUUGUCUUACCCUCCAAAGAAAGCUUAGGAAGCCUUGAGCUUGACGCUUUUGAGGAAGCUUCAGUUGUUGAAAUUGGAAACUUUUGUCCACUUUCCUUUGGCUUAAGACACCUAGCUGCAUUGUUGUCCUUCUUGGUCUUAUCGAUUUUGAGAUUUCAGGUGGGCAUACUAAGCGUGCAUUUCAGAUGAAUAAAACAUAAUUCAGGGAGAGAAUCAACCAACCAUUCAUCAUGGCAAAGAAAUCUCAGAAACGCCCUGUGCGACAUGAAAGAGACCAAUCUGGCUGCAUGUGGGGUUUAAUUAGUAUGUUUGACUUUCGCCAUGGUCGAUCAACUCAGAAGCUGCUCUCAGAUAGGAGACGGGGGACUAGACAUGUUGCUCCUGGUAAUGCUUUGGAUAAACCUGACUUGUUGAUAAAUCGUGAUGAAAGUUGUCGAGGCACUGUUGGUGGUGAAGGAAGCACCAAUGUGGCAGCUGAUACCGGUAAGCCAAGUGUGAAAAAACUUAUGGACGAUGAGAUGCUCUGUGAGAAAGAUGCAAAGAAGGAGACAAACAGUGCAGGAGUGGAACCAAAACAGCCUAAUUCAGAUUAUGGAAGCCAAAAAAGGAAAAGCCGCAAAAGAACAAAUAGAAGUCGGACAAAAAGUUGUGAGAUAUACAUAGAAGAUCUGGAUGCUGCUGAGAAUUUGCAACUUGAAAAGCCCUGCCGUCAUCGUUCAGAAAAGCAAUCUACUAAUAGUCUUGACAUGGAUGAUAUGGUGGAAGAGUUCUGCCGCCAGAUCCGUCGCAUUAGUUGCUUAAAGCAUGACCAGCAUGGUGAACUUCACGACCAGCCAAACCAGAAGAACCCUGACUUUGAAGAGAAAUUGAAAGAGGCGAUUGAACUUUUUAUAAGACAUAGGCUCAGUAAGGGUAAACACGGUGCAGUUGAUGAGGAUAUACACCCUUCUAAAGAGCUCAAGGAUGCAAUAAAGAUUCUGAGUUCUGAUGAGGAAUUAUCUAUGAAACUCUUACAAGGUCCAAAGUCUUUAAUGGUGAAAUACAUUGAGAACUUGUGGAAUGCUCAGGUAGAGAAAGAUGAAGUCUCUAAGCCACUUGUAGGAUCUAACUUGUCAGAACAGGAGAUUCGUGACUUAAAACAGACUGAUGAGGUUGUUCACAGUAAACAGCGAAAGUUUUUCAGGAGGAAGGCCAAAUCUCUUGAGAAAACACCAUCGAAUAAGGCUACACAAGCUUCAAAUAAGAUUGUAAUAUUAAAGCCUGGACCUGCACUCCUGGAAAAACCUGAAACUGAAGGAAGCAUUGGGCCAGCACCAGAAUCUCAACCUUUUAUCAGAUACAAGGGACCAGAUGAAAGAGUUGGUUCCUACUUCUUUCUCUCUGAAAUUAAAAGAAAGCUAAAACAAGCUAUGGGGAAAGAGCAACCGGAGAUAGCACCUGAUAGUAUUUCGAAGAAAUUUCCCAACAAGCAUUGGGCAAGGGCAGAUACUGAUAGAAGAUAUAAGGAGAAUGCUGGAAGAAAUUCUCCGGGUAAAGAGCACUUCUUUAUUGAAAAAAUUGCUAGGCCUUCAGGUGUCAAAAAGGGAGAGAAAACUGACAAGUCAAAAGUAUGUGAAACAGGUGUAGAACGUGAAACUGGUAAUAAUUCCAAGCAGAGAUUAACUAACAUUUAUGUUGAGGCCAAGAAACAUCUCUCUGAGAUGGUCACUAGUGGGAAUGGGGAGGGGGAUUUUUCAAGCAGACAGGUCCCAAGAACACUUGGGAGGAUUCUCUCUCUUCCUGAGUACAAUUGUUCUCCUUUUGGAAGUCCUGGAAGAGAUUGGGGGCAAAGCUUUGUUACUGCACAGAUGAGAUUCUCUGCCAAUGACAAAUUUCAGAAACAAGAAAACAAUGUUAGCCAUCUUGGUCGUAUGACACUAAACUCAGAGUCUGAGUUGUGCGCUUCUGAUGAAAACACUAAUGGUAAGGCAGAAGCUUCUAUUGAUUCAAAUUCAAGUGCAUCAAAUGAUAUUGUCCAAGAUAUUGAAGUGGAGAGAAUAUCAUGUUUCAUUGGAGAUGGGACGACUUCUGAAGGUGAUGUGGAAAUUAUUAAAGCAGAUGAAAUUGUGGUCCAGGGAGACGUCAAUAUCUUGGACUCUCUUUCUGAGCCGAGCAACUCUUGCAUAACCAGAGAUGACCAAACUGGUGGCUUGUCUGAAGUUUCUGAUGCAAAAGGCUAUUCUGAUAGCUUGAGAGUUGACUCAGAUGAAGAAAUCCAGCCUCUGCCUUCUCUAUUAACGACUCUAUCCUCGUCUCCAGUAACCAAGAAGGAAAAUGAUCAAGAGUGUUCAGUAGAGGUGUCAGACCGGCCGAGUCCUGUAUCUGUUCUGGAGCCACUUUUCACAGAGGAAGACAUCAGCCCAGCAAGCACCAGAUAUCAACCUGCUGAACUUCCUAUGCCACCCCUAAGAAUUCAGUUCGAAGAGCAUGGCCCUUCAUCAACAGAUUUAGGCACUCAUUUGAAAGCUUGUAUACAGGACAAGGAAUCAGUGUUCGAGUACAUAAAAGCAGUGUUGGAAGCCUCUGAAUUGAACUGGGAUGAAUUCUAUAUCAUGUCCAAUUCUUCAGAUCCACUUCUUGACCCAUCGAUAUAUGAUGAGGUAGGGUUCUAUCCCAACCAGCUUUGUUAUGACAGGAAGCUUCUAUUUGAUUGUAUUAGUGAAGUUCUUAUGGAGGUAUAUGAGCGAUAUUUUGGUUGUCCCCUUGGGUUAUCAUUUGGGAAACCUACUGUCCAACCCGCUCCAGACAUGAAAUAUGCUAUUCAUGCAGUUUGGGAGGGAGUAUAUUGGUAUAUCCUCCCCUUGCCACUGCCUCAUACAUUAGAGCAGAUUGUCAAGAAAGACAUGGCUAAAACUGGAUCGUGGAUGGACCUUCGAUGUGAUAGUGAAACUAUGGUAAUUGAAAUUGGUGAUGCCAUUUUCAAAGAUCUAAUUGGAGAAACUGUGUUGAGUUGCGUAAAUGAAGGUCCGGAAGUUGAAAAUCAUUUACUUCAGGUAGAGCCGAGGGAUGAGAGUAGCAUUGAAUUGUAAAUGACGUUUCACUUCUAUAUGUCCAUACGAAUAAAUAGACCUGAGCUGUUUUUGGUUGGGAGGAAAGUAAGCAAGUCAUUGCUUGUGAAGUAGAAGGAUGAACACUUGAGCAGCUGCAUGUCAGCAGAAGGGCUUCCAUUUUGCAGAAGUCCCGCACAUGACUUGAAUAGUCUUUUCUUUUUUCUAACUUUGCCAUUGAGAUCAUGUACAUAUCAAACACUUCCCACAUCAUAAAACUAAGAGAGCUUGGGAGCUCCACUAGGCAUAAGUCCUCAUAUGAUAGGUAUAAAUCAGAAGCCCAAACUGCAAGUAGUUCUUGCUACUAAACAAAGACUACUCAAUUUCCAUGGCGAAUUUUUAUAAACCAUAACGGCAUCAGUGCCUCACACUCAGCUUACAAUAGAAGUGCAAGUACUAUCACUUUAGCAUUCGUAGAAUUUGGUGUGUUGAUUGUGGCAUGUACGAGUUAAGGCAGCUUGUGUUUUUUUGACCUUUUCCUUUCUGUCCUGAUUUCAUUCAUUCUUCUGCCAACUUUCUCUCUUUUCAGGAUAUCUAUGAGUUUGUGAUUACUUGGAUGUAUUAUAUAGGAGGGUUGAUUUUACAGGAGUGUUGUAUGCAAGUAACAAGCUAUGUGUGCUGUUAUGUUCUGAUUUAUAAAUAAUAAUUACAGAAAAUAUGUGGAAUACAUUGGAUAA
Ricinus communis (castor bean) is the source of this 4973-nucleotide messenger RNA. RefSeq lists its product as uncharacterized. The transcript is spliced from 7 exons. The coding region runs from base 1441 to 4278 and encodes 945 amino acids. The record is from RefSeq and is a predicted model, not a curated record. Lineage: Eukaryota; Viridiplantae; Streptophyta; Magnoliopsida; Malpighiales; Euphorbiaceae.